This is a messenger RNA of Mercurialis annua (annual mercury), 1245 nucleotides long. Its product is annotated as DNA replication licensing factor MCM4-like. The coding region runs from base 1 to 1245 and encodes 414 amino acids. Gene Ontology annotation, cellular component: nucleus; MCM complex. The record is from RefSeq and is a predicted model, not a curated record. Gene Ontology annotation, biological process: DNA replication; mitotic DNA replication initiation; double-strand break repair via break-induced replication. The transcript is spliced from 12 exons. NCBI's taxonomy places the organism in Eukaryota, Viridiplantae, Streptophyta, Magnoliopsida, Malpighiales, Euphorbiaceae. Gene Ontology annotation, molecular function: ATP binding; single-stranded DNA helicase activity; single-stranded DNA binding.
AUGUCACUGGCGAUUUUUGUUCCACUCUUUGGUGGAAAUGCUUUGAAGUUGCCAUCUGGUGCUAGCUUUCGGGGUGAUAUUAAUAUUAUUCUUGUUGGUGAUCCUGGAACUAGCAAGUCUCAGCUGCUCCAAUACAUACACAAACUCUCUCCCCGUGGCAUCUAUACCAGUGGAAGAGGGAGCUCUGCUGUUGGUUUGACUGCGUAUGUCAGCAAAGAUCCUGAGACAGGGGAAACAGUUCUGGAGAGUGGAGCACUUGUUCUGAGUGAUAGAGGAAUCUGCUGCAUCGACGAAUUUGAUAAAAUGUCUGAAAAUGCAAGGAGCAUGUUACAUGAGUUGGAGAUGAGAAUCUCAAAGAAUUAUUUGUGCCAUGAGGCCCAUGAUAUAGACAAUCUGAAUGUGAUGGAACAACAAACUAUUUCCAUUGCAAAGGCUGGAAUUAUUGCUUCUCUUAAUGCAAGAACUUCAGUAUUAGCUUGCGCAAAUCCUGUUGGUUCCCGCUAUAACCCUCGGUUGUCUGUAAUAGACAACAUACACCUUCCUCCUUCCCUGUUGUCUAGGUUUGACCUAAUAUACUUGAUUCUUGACAAGGCUGAUGAACAAACAGACAGACGCCUCGCCAAGCAUAUUGUUGCAUUACACUUUGAGAAUCCUGAGAGUGCUCAGCAGGAUGUAUUAGACAUUGCUACAUUGACUGCAUACUUGAGCUAUGCUCGUAAGUGCAUUCAUCCAAAGUUAUCUGAUGAAGCUGCUGAAGAGUUGACUCGAGGAUAUGUUGAGAUGAGAAGAAGAGGAAAUUUCCCUGGAAGUAGCAAAAAGGUGAUAACAGCAACUCCUAGGCAGAUAGAAAGUCUGAUACGCCUUAGUGAAGCUCUAGCUCGGAUGCGUUUCUCAGAAUGGGUUGAGAAACCUGAUGUAAUGGAAGCCUUUCGACUUCUGGAUGUUGCAAUGCAACAGUCUGCUACAGAUCAUUCCACAGGAACUAUUGAUAUGGAUCUCAUCACAACUGGAGUUUCAGCAAGUGAAAGGAUGAGAAGAGAAAAUCUCGCAUCGGCAACUCGCAUCAUUAUUAUGGAGAAGUUGCAAAUUGGGGGACCUUCAAUGCGUGUGCUGGAGAUACUGGAAGAACUGAAGAAGCAAAACUCUAGCAGUGAAGUUCAUCUUCAAGAUCUGAGGAAUGCAGUUGCAAAUCUAGCAAGUGAAGGAUUUGUUGUUGUUCAUGGUGAUAGUGUAAAAAGAAUAUAG